Messenger RNA from Ruditapes philippinarum (Manila clam), 827 nucleotides. RefSeq names its product CD166 antigen homolog. Gene Ontology annotation, cellular component: cell-cell junction. Gene Ontology annotation, biological process: cell-cell adhesion. The transcript has 4 exons. Lineage: Eukaryota; Metazoa; Mollusca; Bivalvia; Venerida; Veneridae. The record is from RefSeq and is a predicted model, not a curated record. Bases 51 to 827 code for a protein of 258 amino acids. Gene Ontology annotation, molecular function: cell adhesion molecule binding.
AUGUGGAAAUUGAAAAUAGUUCCGAAAGGUUCAUAAGGACGGUAGAAAAUAUGAAAACAACAUUAACCUGCAUGCCAUCGACAGGACGACCUGCUGCAAGUAUUACGUGGAGAAAAAUGUCCAAGACAGGCAUGAGCAUAGACUUAACACAAACUGCGGUAUACAAUAUUACUGAACUAGAUAAUGGUAUGUUAAUGUCUAAAAGCAGCAUUGAUUUGAAACCGCUACGAUGGGAAAAUGAUACCCGUAUAUUUUGCGAAGCGACGAAUAAUAUAUCAAAUGUAACACAAAAAGAAGUUAAACUUUAUGUUCAAUAUCCUCCCGAUAAACCGCACUUUGAAUACGUUGCACAAAAUGAAUUUGCAAGACAUGGUGAAUUACAAUAUAAUAAACUAAUCGUUAAAGAAGGAAGCAGCUUCACUGUUUUAUGUAGAUCCGACGGUGAUCCUCCCCCAACAUGCACAUGGAACAUUUCAAAUGACGUGAAAUCUCCGAAUCUAAUAUUUACAAGUAUUACGAAGGAGGACAUAGGGUUGUAUGAAUGUACUGCAGAAAACGUAAUUCAAGUUUUCCUUAAAUAUGAAGGAAAAAAGUCAACAUCCAGGGCAGUUCUUGACAUAGACGUACUAUAUCCAAGUAGAAUAUUAAAGUUCAAUGUUACUGACGUAGAAAAGAAGAAUACAUAUUUCGAAGUCACUGAAAACGAAACCAUCCACUUUGUCUGCGGUGUUGACAGUAAUCCAGUAUCAACAAUAUCGUUGUCGUUUAAAGAGGAAGAAUUGUGGCGCAAUAUAGCGUCGCAAGUUUCACUUAAAUUAGGAGCAUAA